AUGGAAGAGAAGAAGAAAGAGUUUAUGGAAGACCUGAAGAAGAAUCUGAAGAAGAAGGCUGAUGGACCUGACUCGAUAAAAGAGCCAACCACAUAUCUUGGUACAACAAUCUUGAAGCACAAGUUGGAUGGUGAUGAUUAUUUCACCUGGGCUAUUGGAUCUGAAGCGUAUCUACAAGAGUCGUUAAGAGUUGUCAAGAAACAAAUUGCGCCAAUGCAACUGACUUUGAAGAAAAAGGUUUGCUCAACUUUACCCACUGGAUACAAGCCGGAACUUGAUUCUACUCCUUUUGUCGAUGAUGAUACUGCUAUUCUCUACAUGCAACUCAUCGGUAUUCUGCGCUGGCUUGUGGAACUUGGGCGUAUCGAUGUCGCCGCCAAAGUGUCUAUGCUCUUGUCUUACAACACAAUGCCUCGUGAGGGUCACUUUCAUGCUGCCUUACAUAUUUUUGCCUAUUUACAGAAGCAUCCUGAUCGUGUACUUGUGAUGGAUUGUGGUUAUGCUGAUCAUCUGAGACCAUUAAAGAAAGCUGAUUACUCACAGUUCUAUGAAUUCACUAAGGAUGAACUCCCAAGUGACAUGCCCACACCUCUUGGCAAAGCGGUAGACUUUACUAUGUUUGUUGAUGCAUCUCAUACUGCUAACGUUGUUACUCGUCAAUUAAGAACAGGAGUAUUGAUCUUUGUUAACAAAGCUCCUAUUAUCUGGGAUAGAAAAAAUUAUUUCAGAAACGAAACAACACGCAAUCCGGCAGAACCAACCAGUCUGCCUUGCGUAGCGCUAGUACUGAAUUUACGUAGAAAACUUCCGAAUUUAUCACCAAGCCAACCAUUCAA
This is a messenger RNA of Cylindrotheca closterium, 836 nucleotides long. The record is from the annotation of a GenBank genome assembly. NCBI's taxonomy places the organism in Eukaryota, Bacillariophyta, Bacillariophyceae, Bacillariales, Bacillariaceae.